Messenger RNA from Falco peregrinus (peregrine falcon), 10722 nucleotides. RefSeq names its product 1,25-dihydroxyvitamin D(3) 24-hydroxylase, mitochondrial. The transcript has 11 exons. Bases 3525 to 5030 code for a protein of 501 amino acids. Gene Ontology annotation, molecular function: oxidoreductase activity, acting on paired donors, with incorporation or reduction of molecular oxygen; monooxygenase activity; heme binding. Gene Ontology annotation, biological process: cortisol metabolic process; glucocorticoid biosynthetic process; cholesterol metabolic process. Gene Ontology annotation, cellular component: mitochondrial inner membrane. The record is from RefSeq and is a predicted model, not a curated record. NCBI's taxonomy places the organism in Eukaryota, Metazoa, Chordata, Aves, Falconiformes, Falconidae.
UAUUUAGACACUCCUUCAGUAGUUGAAUGUCGCAAUGUUUAUUGCAGAGGUAGAUACCUCAAACAGGUCAUGGCCAGGUAUAAGAUUCCUUGGCUGGUGGAGUUUGAGCUGUUCAUCCAGCUUUCUGUUUUUCUAGAUCACUCUCCAAGGAUUACCUUGGUGUCAGUUUGCUCAGCAGACCUUUAUGUCUGCACUGCUACUGCCAUCUUGUAGGAGUAUAAUCAUCUAGUCUGCAGUGAGAUAGGAAGAGUUUGGUGUUAAAAACCAACCCUUUGAGUAAAAACAUAAUAAAGAUUUCUUUUUAUUUCAUUUUACAGUGCGUGUCUACGUAACAACUUUGAGAUCUCAAUUUUUUAAUACGUUUCAGUUUCUCUUCUGUAGAAUGGGAAUCACUGUACUUUCCCAUUUCCUAAGCUGAGGAUAAAUUCAUCAAUAUUUACAAAACCCUAAGAUCCUCAGCUGGAAAGAGACAUAGAACUUGAAGUGUAUAAACAAACACAAGCAAAAACCUGGAAUAACAACUUUGUGUUUUGACACUGGACUUUAUUAAUUGCAUUUUGUCUUCCUCAGUAUUGUGAAAUACCUUGCCUGUGACAGAGAUACUCCCUGUGUAGUCUACACAUUCCCCUAUGGCACUUUUACAUGGCAACAUUUUAGAACAUGCAGGAGACUUCACAGCAUUUUAGGGCAAAAAUAACAAGGAGCUUUUUCUGACAAGGAGAUAGAAUAGAGGUCAGGAGACAGGAAUUGUGUAAUAUGUCACAAAACAAACCUCCUGGAAUUACAGAUAUUAAGAAAGAAAAUUAACUACCAAUCCAAAGCUCUUUCCCACUGAGGAAUUAUUUUGGUAAUAUUUAGUGUAUUUGAAAUGCACUGUGUGAAAAACACUCAGUUCCCUUUGCCUGAGCUCAAUGCUUUUGAUACGUUUACUGGAAGUGCAGUCACUGUGUUUCAAUGAGAUUUCCAAGCACACCUCGGUCUCUUAAAUCCUGGUGAGGAGUUCUUAGCUUGAUGGGAUUUCCAAGCUUUAUCUAAAGAAUAUGUUACUAUUGUUUCCCAAGAGGUAGAACUAGCAAUUACUUCUGCUUGGGAAGCAGCUCUAAAACUUGCAUUUCAGGUACUGAUUAAAUAUUUUAGGGAUGAAAAAGAUAUGCUGUGAUCCAGCCUUUCUGUAACUCUACAUCAGUCCCCAUCAGGUCUUCUGCAGAAGCAUCAUGCUGGCAGAUUAUUUUUCAAGCAACGUUCUCUCCUGACAUCUGAGACUGCAGAAAUCAAAACCUUUUUUUUUUUUUUUUUUUUUCCAGUAGCAAAAGAGAAGCAUAGAAGAAUAUGUACCAGAAGCUAUUUAGUUUUGAUUUUUAGGUAUUUCCUGGUCUUUGACCUAAAAAUACUCCUUGUCAUUGUAUAGAAGUGAAGAGGGCUUUUUGCUCACAGUUGCAAUUAGCUGUUACAAUUAUUAGAAAAUAUUGGGAAGUCUUGUGGAUAGACAUCUGGGGGACAAUGGUGACAUCUUCACUGUUACAGGUGCCUCGGUGGAGCGAUACUCCUGUGAGGAUAUGCCCCGAUACUCAGUUCAGGAACCCUGUAACUAGUGUCGCUUUACUCUUAAGAUAACCCUUGAUACAUUCUAAAGGUCACAAGAAAAGAUCUUGCUGAAAAUUAAAGGCUUGUUUUUGAGAUGUCUUAAAAGGGAGGGAAGGAAGAAGUGAAGGCUGAAAGUGCCCUUAGAACUGCACUUUACCAGAAAUUGAGGCAAUCAUUAGCUUUCCCAGCUCCAGGCCUAGCUGAGCUACAAAUAUACUAGCUUCCCUGCCAGAGACUUACAUCACGACCACGGAAGUUAACUAAAACCUUUUCCAUUCUGUAAUUUAAAAACAGCUUAAUAGAGAACAUUUCGUCUUAAAAGGGUGGUUUCUUCCCCAUAGCAGCAACGAACAUGGAAAAUAUGACCUGAGCCCAGUUUAGUCUUGACUUGCUUAUUCCUGACUCUUCCAAAGAGAUCAUUUCACAGGCACUAAGCUGUGACCCUUUAAAUGAGUUCGUUUUGAUUCCUUAAAUAGACAGGUGUCCACAGAGCACACAAAUUGUCUCUUCUUGUCUAGUUUCCCAGAAGAAUUUAUCAUUGAACGAAGCCCGAAGUGCACUCGCCCUACAAGGACAGCAAGAUGUGUUUUCAGUAGGACUGGUUCAAAGAAAACAUAUCACAAGAAUAUCAACUUCUUAUGGUGUUUCCCUAAAAAAAGUUUGCAAAUCUUUGAACCACUUCAAUUUUAAAGCCUGUCCAGAAAGUGCUCUGAUCUUGUGGCCCACAUAGCAUGAGCAUGAGCCCAUAGAAGAAAAUCACUGAAAUAGAGGGGCAAGAUUGGGAAGGAUGUACAAAAAUCACAGACAAAGUCUGCAGUGAGAUGUCAUGCUUUUGUACAUUUUUCUGUGUAUUGAUCACUGCUACCUUGGUCUUUUUAUUGUUAUUAAUUUAUUUGACUUUGAGACACGUGCCUUUAUGCGUCUCAGGUUCCGCGUCAAACCCAUCUCCUGAUUUUCCCUUUGCUUGUCCCUUAUCUCACACACCUAGCCUCUCACUGUCAGAGGCUUAGAUGGAAUUAAGAGCUUAGUCACAAAAGGCAACUUGGGAAAGAUGAAAAAAGCUAAUGUGGGAUGGGAGAAAAUCAAGUCCUUGUUGUAGCAUACCUGUCUUUCCUGGAAAUCCUCUGGUUUAUGGGUAGCUUUUGUCUUGCAGCAAGACCUGUAGCCUCUCUGACUUCUCCCUGCAAGGAGAGGCUCCCGCAGAGCACCCAGUACCCAGCACCCAGGUGACCUGAGCUGCUUUAUCUGUGUAGCACCUCUUCGGCCUCCGCUUAGCCUGAAAACCUUUGGCUCUCUCUGCCGGUUAUUGCACAGUUCCAGAUUAAAAGACUCAUAGCAAUAACUGAUUUUUGUUAGAAUUUCACGGCUGCCAACACUAACAGUGAAGGGAAUUUUGCCUUCUCAGGUGCUGCACUCGCAUGCCCUUUUCAUAAAUAGGUGGUUAGUCAGCCAGAGAGGGUACAAGUGCUCCGCCCGCCAAAACGUGUUAUUCCUCAGCUCCCUGCAUUUUUUAUUCCAUCACUUCAAAGUGCAAAUAGUGAGGGAAGCCUCAGCCACCUGUACGUUGUGGUGUCAACACCACAGCCCCCCCCCCCCCAGCCCCGCUGCCUCCCCACUCCAUGCGGGUGCACCCUGGCCACCUCACCCCUCUAAAAAGCCGAAUUUAGCGCAGAAAGAAAGGCAGAGGGGAGCAGCGGCUUUCCGCAGCCUGCGCAGGGCGCCGCUACCUGCCGCGCUGGGCGCCGGGCCCCCGGGCAGCCCCGCGGGGGGGCGCCGGGCCGAACCGUCGGGCGAAGCGCUUGGCUUCCCCGGGCAGGGCCGUGCCGUGCCGCCGGCCCCACCUCACCCCACCCAGGGCUCCCAUUGGCCCCGAUGAAAGUCCAGCGAGGCUCCCGGCUGCUAUAAACGUGCAUCCGUGCGGCGGGGCCCGCCGCGGCGCUAUGGCAGGCGGCGGCAUCUGCCUCCGGCACCCCGCCCGCACCUGCGGCCGCGCCGCCAUGGGCCCCGCCGCCCCCGCGCAGCGCCUCGCCUCCUCCCUCCGCGCCCUGCGGAGCCGCGGGCACCCCCUGGCCGCGCUGCCCGGCCCCCCGCGCUGGCCGCUGAUGGGCAGCCUGCCCGACGUGCUCUGGAAGGGGGGGCUCAAGCGGCAGCACGAGACGCUGGCUGAGUACCACAGGAGGUUUGGCAAGAUAUUCCGCAUGAAGCUGGGGGCUUUCGACUCGGUGCACAUCGCAGCCCCCUGCCUCCUGGAAGCCCUGUACCGCCGGGAGAGCGCCUGCCCUCAGCGCCUGGAGAUCAAGCCCUGGAAAGCCUAUCGGGACUAUCGCAACGAGGGCUACGGGCUGCUGAUCCUGGAAGGAAAGGACUGGCAGAGGGUGAGAAGUGCCUUUCAAAAGAAACUAAUGAAACCCCGGGAAGUUGUGAAACUGGAUACCACCAUCAAUGAGGUCCUGGAGGACUUCAUGCACAGAAUAGAUGAUGUUUGUAAUCACAAUGGGCAAAUGGAAGACGUCUAUUCAGAAUUCAACAAAUGGUCCUUUGAAAGUAUCUGCCUGAUGCUGUAUGGAAAGAGGUUUGGUCUCCUACAGCAGGAUGUUGAAGAAGAAAGUUUGAACUUCAUCAAAGCUGUAAAAAUGAUGAUGUCUACUUUUGGAAUGAUGAUGGUGACCCCUGUGGAACUUCACAAGGGUCUGAACACAAAAGUCUGGCAAGCUCAUACUAAAGCAUGGGAUGACAUAUUUAAAACAGCCAAGCACUCAAUUGACUGUCGGCUGGAAAAACACUCUGCAAACCCUCAGGAGGAUUUCCUGUGUGACAUCUAUGCUGGAGGACAACUUUCCAGGAAGGAGCUGUACGCUGCCAUCGCAGAGCUCCAGAUUGCAGGAGUUGAAACGACAGCCAACAGUUUACUGUGGGCUUUGUAUAACAUUUCGCGCAAUCCACAUGUUCAGCAGAAGCUUUACCAGGAAAUACAGAGUGUUUUGGCUGCUAAUGAGAGUCCAAGUGCUGAGAACUUGACGAAUAUGCCUUACGUAAAAGCAUGUCUGAAAGAAUCUAUGAGAUUAACACCAUCAGUGCCAUUUACUACUCGCACCAUCCACACAGAAAUGGUUCUGGGAGAUUACGUAUUGCCCAAAGGGACUGUACUAAUGAUAAAUAGCCAUGCCCUGGGUUGCAAUGAAGAGUACUUUAAUGGCUGGACUCAGUUUAAACCAGAGCGCUGGUUUCAGAAGGACUUAAUAAAUCCAUUUUCUCACGUUCCUUUUGGCAUUGGGAAGAGGAUGUGCAUCGGACGCCGCAUAGCAGAGCUGCAGCUUCACUUGGCCCUUUGCUGGCUCAUUCGCAAAUACCAAAUUGUAGCAACUGACAACAAACCAGUAGAAACACUCCAUUCGGGAAUACUGAUUCCUAGUCGGGAGCUUCCCAUUGCAUUUCACAGACGAUAAGGUACGUGCAGAAGGUUCUCCCGAGUACAUGAGAUUUUUCUUUGAACCUCAUUUAGAAAUUUUCAUAAAACUGUGAGUGUAAAGGAACAGGUGCUUUUCUAAGCUUUAUUCUCACAAUGUGAGAUAUAUUAAGUGCCAUCAUGUUUGAUUACUUUUAACAGAAAGACUCCAUGUACUAAGAAGACAAGUUUUGUGCAGCUUAUGGCUAUGAAGUUAGCUGUCUAGUUUUAAACUCCAAGAGAGGUGUCUUCUGGGUAUGAUGCGGACCAGAAAUGGGGAAAUCAAAAUGUAUAUACUGUUGGAGAAAAUAGUAGCCAUUAUUUUAUUAUAACUUCUCCACUGCAUUUCUAGAAGAUAUUUCCUGAAAGAUAGCAUUUGAUUUUGAGCAUCACUGUACAGAUUAAAAAGAAAAUGCCCUAGUGAAGGACCAUUACACCAGUUUGCACCAGUACACCAGCACUACAGAGUUUAGAUAAGAAAACUCAGUUUUAGGCAGAAGGACAAAGAAAAGAACUAUCUAUUUGUAAAUACUCAUGCAAUGCUGCAACUUACUAUACAUUUUUGGUUCAUAAAAAAGAAUGUAAGAUUUUCUUUGCUCCCAGGUUUAUAAAAAUAAGCUAACAAAAAAAGCUUAUUUGUAUAAGAAUCUAAAUUGGAAAACUGGUUAUUUGACCUAGAACUAAGUCCUCAAGUUAGAAGUCAAGUGACAUUUAAAUACAGUGGGAGAUAUUUUUUUGCUGGCCAACAUCACAGUAAAAAAAUCACCCAAUAUAAUCUGAGUAAGGGUAGUAACUCCUUUAACUGAAAUUUAGUCAGUGCUAUUUGCUUUUAAAUAAUCAUCAUUAUAUGGAUUCUUUUUCUCUUUAAUCCACCUUGCAGAAAAUAAAUGACAAACCUGCUGCUGCCUCCUCGGAAAAAAUAUACAUCGACUGGGAAAGUCAAAGCCUAUGGUAACCAGCGGAUAAAUGGCAACACCUGUCCCUUGAACAAUUGCUGAGCCAGAAGAAGUACCAAGGAAAUCUUCCAUACUGUUUUAUUGGGAAAAUGUGGUUAGUUAGUUCAGCUGGACUUAGCAAUGUUAAAGGGAUAGAAAAAUACCAUUCACGUUCAUAUACCUAUGCAAAUACACUGAUUUAAUGCAGCUGGGGGACUGUACAGGAUAGAGCUUGAUAAUGAGCUGUGGCGUGUUAUGUACAUACAGUUCUUGUUGGUGUACACUGAAAUUAUUAUAGCCUCAAGCUGUUCAACAGGCUAGCUUGGAAAGAGCUGGUUUCCAGUUUGUGGGUGUCAUAUAGGACACCUGGGGGAACAACUGUCACAACUGAACUGGCCAUGUUAGCUCAGAGUUGAAGAGCUUUGAGAAGUCACUUCAGGGAAAAGAAACUCACUUAACAAAUUAUCAACAUUGUGAAUUAAACCGAAGUAAGAUAGCAGCCUGUAAUAAGGCUAGCAACAGGGCUUAAAAAUUAGGAUAAUUUAAAAAGUUUACUUUCCCUAAUGUUAUUCACUUCCUUAACAAAAGGGAAAUAAGGGAAAAGGUAUGUAUACAUCAGGAUUUAUUCCUUAUGCUUGCACAGUGCUUCAGUUUGAAAUGUUGCAGUACUGUGCCUGCCACAUACUCUGCUCAUACCCAGCGUCUCAUGCCUCCAACUCCUACACAAGCCAUUUUAUCGCACCUUUAUUGUAAAACCUUAGUGGUCUUUUAUUGCAUGAAAGGCCUUAUCCAUAAAUGGAAUCACUGGAAUCCUAUGGGUUCUGUCACUAUUAAAUGAUGAUUAUCCUAACAGGAUAGUUACUUCAUCAGAUGAGAAAUACAGAAUGUAUGUUUCAAAGAACCACAGGAAAUAAGGAUCCUAAACAUUUCAAAUAGGUCUAUUUCUUGUGGAGAUUUCAGUUUCUGUGUCUAAAGUUGUCACUACCCUGCAUGUAAUACUGUAUGUUAGCUGUUAUGGUCACUAGUGUAUUUUCCCCAUAAUGCAGUUUCAAGUACAGGUUUAAAUAUAUAAUCAUGAAUGGUUACUUUUAAUUUUUUACAUUCUGAAAUGAUACAAGUUCUUAGCAUUUCUUGGUCUGUUUCCUGCAGGUUUUUUUGUUUGUUUUCCUUUGUUAUACUCAAGACAUGUAAAUGUAGCCAUAUUACAAUGUGUAAAGCAAUUUGUGCAUUAUCUGCGUCUUUCUAGUCAGUUUGAUAAUAGUCAAUUUUGUAAUAAAAUAAAGAUUUCUAUUUUUUUUCUAUAAACAGUUUUUCAUAGUUUAUUAUAAAGUCUCUGUAGCAUUACAAAAAUCUUGUCAUUCAUCGUAACUUCUUGCAAAGUGUUGCUGUGAUACUCCCAUCCCUCUGCUUAAUAGCCUCAACGGGCUGGAACUUGAAAUUCUACAAAAUCAAGUUACUUUAAUUCAACAGUGAAAACCUUCUGCUUUAUGCUACCCCCAAAAUGCUUGGUUGUGCUGUAAUGACACACUAGUUCGCAAAGCCCAGCUCCUGGUGGGAGGGUACGGUGGGCGCUGCUGCGGCCAGGCAGAUCCCAGGUUAGCAAGUCCAGGGGAGUUAAACCCUGCAGCACAGGGCUUUGAUGCCAAACUCCUUUUGUGCCAUUAAUCUUGCCAUUCCUUCAAUCCAGGCUAGCCUAGUAUUCAGGAAUGUGUUAAAUCCGUGCCUACAGCCCUACUUUCCCUCUGUAUAAUCCUAUGAGACCUCAGUGAAUACUAAUGUUAGGAGACUUUCUGCAUCCAUAAUGCAGUCUGAACGUGUUUCUCCCCGGCAUGCACAGUACUGAGGUCCCCAGGGAUGGGAUUGUUACAUUGCUCUGCCAUUAUGACAAGAUAAAAAUCAAUAUAAAGUUUUGAGGAGGGAUGAAAAUAGUCUGAGCCUUUGCAGGAUCAAAAGAAAUGCUGUAUAUAAAAAGAAUGCCAUCCACCCAGCACUGUGACUGACAGCCUGAUGGUUGCGCAAAGAGCAAAUCUGACAGUUAUCAAAACCAUGCUGUCCUUGCCAAGUGAAGGCUGCCUCCGGCUGAGCGAACGAUGGUGUAAGAAAAAUCGUACAGCGCUGUGUGAGAAUGUCACUUUUCUGAAAAUCAUAUUGUAACGUGCACUUCAGAGCGACUGUAGCUUGUGCUGCUGAAACUAAUCUGACAGCUGGGAGCGCUGGGUCCCAGAGCCCAGGGCGGGUGGGCUGGGAGACCCUCGGAGCUCACCCAAUAUCCGGGGAGCUUGGGCCGUUUGUGCUAAAGUGCAAGACUGUGGGGAGAUCUACUCAAGCUGCUACAACAAUAAUACACCCUAAGUCUCUCCUUAUAGUCUAAUAAACUAAUAUUACUCCAUCAGAGACAAUGAAGUUGUGCCAACAUGAAGCAAGCUCUAAUAGAAAGUCAGGACUAUUGUCCAACUCCACGUGUAUCACAUUGCUCACAAAUGUUCUGACAGUUUAUCUUUUAAAGACAACCAAAGAGAAGAGGUGCUAUGUAGCUGAACUGACCUUGACAGCCUAGUUAUCAGCUGUUUCGAAAUCUUUUAUUGCUUCUGUAUAGUAAAUCACAGGUUCAUGCUUACUGGGCUGCUUAUUUUUGCUAUUUAAAUUCAGUGGACUCAUGCUUACUGGGCUGCUUAUUUUCGCUAUUUAAAUUCAGUGGACUCAUGCUUACUGGGCUGCUUAUUUUUGCUAUUUAAAUUCAGUGGACUCAAAGAUGUUGCUCUAACUAAGGUUUGGACCAACUCUGUACAAGCUGAGGUACAACUGUGUGCUGCCUUCUGGAUUUCUAAAAGUACAAUAACCACUGACCUGGAAAAUUUUGUUCCGGAAGCUUUGUAGAUUGUCAAGUCCUGAAGUUUUCAAAGAACUUCGUUAAUCUGCUACCCCAAAGUAAAUGUCCAAAGCAGUUAUCAAACUACACAGAUAAUGAAUGACCAAGCCAGACUUUCACAUUAAGAAACCCGUAUGGCUUUUUUUUUCUGGUAUUUCAUUCAGAAGUACAAAAGCCAGCACGAUGCUUCUGAGAUUAAUAAAUCUCUAUGAACUCUUUUGCCUGUGGUCAGCUGGAUAACCUCAGUUCUUCGCUGCUUUGAAAUGAUUUGCUCAUUCAGAAUUACUUAUUGGAAAGAAAAGACAACACUUCUUCCCUGUUAUCGUUUCCUACAGUUACUCCUCAGAGGAAGAUGGUUGGAUCGUAAAAUGAAUGGAAUUAAUUGGCCUCCACGUUAACUUUCUCAAUAAGGAAGUGAACAAGGUUUACCUACCCAAUGGGAAGUUAAUUCUGUUCAGGCUUUAGGCAUGUCAGUGGGAAUGAUAUAGACAAAGUUGGAGCCAACUAAUCUGUGCUUUUUUUUAUGAAUAAAGAAUGCCAGUUUUCAGGACUGACAAUCUGGCAUUUUUCAUAUAUGUUCUGUUCAUUAUAAGCUGGUUGUUAUACAGUAAGCUCUGAGUCAGUCUCUGCAUACACCUUUUGGUGCUGUGAUUAGAUGACAGAUAAUUUGUUCUAGUUUGUCUUCUUCCAUACUGAGAAGGAUCUUUGUUCUCAACCAGGAGAAUUCAUUUCUGUGUCAAUGCUGACUUUAACUGAUGGGGCAAAAUAACCCAAGCUCCACAAAAUGAAUCCUGCAAAACGUUCAUAGCUAAAGAUCAUUUCAGAACAACUUUCAGGAGAACAACUCAGCAUGUGCUUAAUUUUAAAUAUGUGAAACUUUGUAUUGACCUCAGUGGGACUGCAUGUGUAUGUGUGAGUUUCUUAAUGCAUUAUCACAUUUUAUAAAAGGAGAAAGUUUAACAAUUUGCAGCAUGUCACUUGUGGCACACAUAUUCAAAAUUCCUGUAAGGUUUGUAGCUUUAGAAGAAAAAGCUGCCUUUUUACUUCAGCUAAUUGAAACAAAGGGACCAUUGAGGUGGAAACUACAAACAGUCUCAUUAAUCUCUUACCCUGGAUGUGUGUGUUGUGCUGAUAACUUGUGGAUUGAUGUACCAUAGUGUGGGUGGAUGCAUUCAAAUAUUUUUUUAAUGUGUCCUUCCAGGCAUGGCUUGGGAAAAAGUAUGAAUAUUAUAUUACGAAACUGAGAAUUGUGUUUAUUCACUUACAUUUAUCCUUGGGUAUUUCUGAGUAUCAGCUUUCAAGGGAGUGAAAAAGAAGGAGAUGCUGAAUUGGUUUGUCACAGAAACAGCACGAGUCCUGACCAUCCUGCCAAUACUGCUGACUCUCCGCUCUCUCUUACUGCAGCUCAGGGCUGCAGCCCCACUGCCUUAAACCCUUUUGUACAGUGAGGUAUUAAAAAAAAAUCAGGAAUACAUUUGUUGACAGUGAGAAAUAUAAACUAACAUGAAACUGGUAUCAGCCACUACAGAAUCGGUCCAAUUCUUUGGGCAGGGAAGUGUAAGGGGUAUGGCUGGAGACCACGCUUGGAUCUGGUUCAGCGUUACAGUGUACUUUUUUUCCAAGACAGCCCAACUCUUUGUGUGGAUAUUACUGUUCACUUCUUUCUUGUCUGUUUAUACAGAAGUGCAUUGACACCGCAUACAAUACCUAUCUGGACCUCACCUAUAUUCCUAUAUCCUUCUUUGCUAGCAGAGGAAGGACUACAUUGACUUUCAGCUCUUGUCGAUAGUUUUUGCCUCAGCUGUAAGAUCAGUAGCCUGUGGCUUUGGAACAACAUAAAAAGCUAAAGUUAAGCUGUAAUGUUUGGAUCCAGAAGGAGAUUUAGACAU